AUGACUCCUGAAGCCUUGAAGAAUGGAUAUCCUGAAACUCCUCAUCACUCAGAUUUAUCCGCACGUUUUAAAACUUCCAUCACCCCCAAAAAACUGUCCAAAACAGAUGCUUCUAAAAGGUUUACCAAUGCGAAGGAUAGAAUCACCACCAGUGAGCAAUCUACAAUCAGCCCAGAGCUGAGCACCCAUUUACUUGAUUCAGUUGUGAGGACCUCUUUAGCAAAGGAACCUCAGGAUGACAAUACUAGUUCCAUCACUUUCCACUCGCAAACUGAUUCUUCAAACCACGAUGUGCCAAAGAAAAGAGACCUUGCCAAAAGGACUACCCAACCUGAGCACUUUCUGAUUGAACAUAAGAUAUUCCUAGUUGUCCUGGGAAUUGUACUGAUUUGGGAAAUUGUUGCUUCACCUCUGGAGUGGACAGCAGAUGACAGCGUUUAUGAAUACCUUGACUUUGUGGAUGCCACAGAUAGGCACGAGAAGAUCUGGAUCUGGCGUUAUUUGGGGGCUUGCCUCGGAUCCUUCUCCAUUGUUUUUCUGAUAGACAACGUCAACUGUUUCUUGAUCCCAGGCCUUCCCAGAGUCUACCUCCAUUUUUAUGGUUACUCCGCCUUCAUGAUUAUCACAUUUCUGUUGAGCACAUUGUAUCCCAUACAUGUCUCAAAGAAAACGGAACACGCAAGCAAGACCAUAAAAGCUUUAGGCCUCAUGGGAAGUGAUGGGCGUAUCAUCUUGCUGUCGGUGACUGUAUUUUUGAUGGGUGCCGUGAGGUCCACCGCCGACAAUUUCCUAUUUUGGAAGAUGCAGGAUAUGGGGAGUUCUGAACUUUACAUGGGACUUUCUGUGGUCCUCGCCCUAGUUUCUGAAAUUGGCCUGUACAUUUUUAAAGGCAAACUCAUGAGGUCCUUGUCCUUCAAGUGGAUGGUGGCUCUUGGUCUCCUGUGCCAAGCAGUAGAGUUUUUGUAUUAUUCUUUUCUGUGGGCACCUUGGGCCGUGUUACCUAUUCAGUUCUCAAGCGCCUUCAGCAACGGUGUUCUUUUGUGGGCCAUCAAAUCCCAAGUUGAUGACGUAGCCACGCCAGGAAUGGAGAGGUCCAUCCAGCUUGUCCUGCACUGCUUAUCGCACCACUUUGGAGCUAGCCUAGGCAGCUUUGCCAGUGGGUUUGUCAUCAGCAGUUUCAGCCUUGCCAUUCUCUUCCAGUCCUGCUGUGUGUUGUUGUUGAUCUGGCUUCUGAUGUUUUUGGUCAUCCAACCCAAACUUCCUCACAUCAAGAAGAUCAACUACUCGCGACUUCUUGCCCCCGACAACAGCGACAUGAGUGACUCUGAGGACGAGCAGGAAAGGGACUGGCUGGUCAAGGCCAUGAAAGAUGACAGUAAAAUAUGGUAG
Molecule: messenger RNA, 1389 nt
Organism: Staurois parvus
Lineage: Eukaryota; Metazoa; Chordata; Amphibia; Anura; Ranidae
Source: the annotation of a GenBank genome assembly